This is a messenger RNA of Physeter macrocephalus (sperm whale), 2419 nucleotides long. RefSeq names its product lymphocyte antigen 96 (gene LY96). NCBI's taxonomy places the organism in Eukaryota, Metazoa, Chordata, Mammalia, Artiodactyla, Physeteridae. Gene Ontology annotation, cellular component: lipopolysaccharide receptor complex. Gene Ontology annotation, biological process: toll-like receptor 4 signaling pathway; cellular response to lipopolysaccharide; positive regulation of lipopolysaccharide-mediated signaling pathway. Gene Ontology annotation, molecular function: lipopolysaccharide binding; Toll-like receptor 4 binding; lipopolysaccharide immune receptor activity. The record is from RefSeq and is a predicted model, not a curated record. The coding region runs from base 140 to 598 and encodes 152 amino acids. The transcript is spliced from 5 exons.
AGGAAACAGUUGGAUAGGAACUCAGAAAUCAUGUGACUUAUGACUAAGUUAAAUUUUUUUCUACUUAUUAAAAAGGAAGAGUCUGAUGAUUAGUUACUGGUUGUCCUUGCAUUUUUUAAAGUUUUGAAGAUACUGAAUCAUGUUCCCAUUUAUGCUUUUUUCCACCCUGUUUUCUUCCACAUUUACUGAACCUGGAGAGAAACGCUGGGUCUGCAACUCCUCUGACACAAGUGUUUGGUACUCCUACUGUGUAAAUGCCGAGCCCUGUAUAACAUUGAAGGGAGGCCGUGGAAAGCUGUAUCUUUACUACAUUCCAAGAAGAGACAUAAAAAGCUUAUAUUUCAAUAUCUAUGUAUCUUUUAAGUCCGUGAAUUUCCCAGUGCGCAAAGAAGUUAUUUGCCGAGGAUCUGAUGAUGAUUAUUCUUUUUGCAGAGCUCUGAAGGGAGAGACUGUGAAUACAAUAAUAACAUUCUCCUUCAGGGAAAUACGAUUUUCUAAGGGACGAUACAAUUGUAUUACAGAAGCCAUCGCUGGGAACACUGAAGAAAGGCUCUUUUGCUUGAACUUUACCGUCAUAUACCACCCUGAUUUCAGUUAGAAUAAAUCGAGUAUAUGUUUUUAUUUUUCAAAGGUUUUAUUCUUCAUUUAAAAUCUUUUUUUUUUUUAUAAAUUUAUUUUAUUUAUUUAUUUAUUUUUGGCUGUGUUGGGUCUUCUUUGCUGUGCGCGGGCUUUCUCUAGUUGCGGCGAGUGGGGGCUACUCUUCGUUGCAGUGCACAGGCUUCUCAUUGCAGUGGCUUCUCUUGUUGUAGAGCACAGGCUCUAGGCGUGCGGGCUUCAGUAGUUGUAGCACGCGGGCUCAGUAGUUGUGGCUCGUGGGCUCUAGAGCACAGGCUCAGUAGUUGUGGCGCACAGGCUUAGUUGGUCCACGGCAUGUGGGAUCCUCCCGGACCAGGGCUCGAACCCGUUUCCCCUGCAUUGGCAGGCGGAUUCUUAACCACUGCGCCAACAGGGAAGUCUUUUCACUUAAAAUUUUUUUGCACAGUGUAUUAGUUUGCUAGGACUGCCAUAGCAAAUACCACAGACUGGGUGGCCUAAACAACAAAUUUAUUUUUCACAGUUCUGGAGGCUAGAAAUCUGAGAUCAAAGUGUCAGCAGAUUUGGUUCCUUUAGAGGCCUCUCUUCUUGGCUUGUAGAUGGCCUUCUCCUCCCUGUGUCUUCACAUUAUCUUCCCUCUGUGCGUGUGUCCUGAUCUCCUCUUCUUAUAAGGACACCAGGCAUAUUGGUUUAGGGCCUGCCUGAGUGACAUCAUUUUACCUUAAUUACCUGUUUAAAGACCCUGUCUCCAAAUCCAGUCGCAUUCAGAGGUACUGGGGGUUAGGGCCUCAGCAUGUGAAUUUUGAAGGUUCACAGUUCAGCCCAUAGCACACAUAGACACAUAGCCCAUAAUACAGCCUCUUCAGUCGGUCGACUUCUCUCCAUUUCCUGCCUCUACUCUGGGACAAGUUGCCAGCAUUGCUCCCCUGGACUCCUCUGCUUCCUCCUGACUGAUUGUCCUGCACCUGGUCAGGUACCUCAGGUAAGUUAUCCUCCACAAAGGUAGUUUCAAUAAUACUUUCAAAAUACAGGUCCUGUCGCGUCACUGCAGUGCAAAUGGAACAAAACAAAACAAAAACAAACAAGGCCCUUCCUAUGGCUUUUGAUUCCUUUCGGGAUAAAGCUGGAAUCUUUCAGAGAGUAUGCCAGGCCCUGCCCACCCUUUCCCUCUCCAGCCCCUUUUCCCACCACCCUCCCCUUGCUCUCUGUGUUCCAGAAUGUGCCAUACUCCCUCCUACUCCAGGACCUUCACCCACACAGUUCCUCCACCUCAGCUCCAUGCCUCCACAUUACCCGACCUUUACCCCUUAUCAGUAACAGGUGUGGAUCUUCAUUGGCUCAGGUGCUGCUUUCUCAGGGAAUUAUCAUCAUGUAGCAUGCAGCACACCUCUUACACUUUUGAUACUGGACAGAGGCAGUCCUGAGUAAAAUCCUGCAGAAACUAUAUAACAUGGAGCCAGGCUUCCAGUCUCCUGUGGCUUUCUUGGUCCCCUAGAUCCCUUCCUCCACCCACCUUUACCUCAUCCAGGCAGGGCCAGCUUUCUUUGUGAUAUGAUUUUGUCUACCUGUGUCCCUUCCUUCCAGUUCUUGACACUCCUUUUGUCAUUAUAUCAGUCACAAGACUCAACUCCAUGAUCCCAGGCAGGGUAGUCAGCUCAGUUUUGCUCAGCAGUCUUGACUCAGCAUCUAGCAUAGUACUUAGGCUUGAAUUUGCUCUGAAUGCAUAUCUGUUGAAUGGAUAAACAAACAUUUUCUUCUUAGAAAAUAUUCAAAUAAUACGUUAACUAUAGAAAGCAAGAUUCCUGCAAUCAUUCAGCUAGUAUUU